AGACACAUGGAACCCCCAAAUCAAACAGAUAUUUCAAAGUUUAUCCUCCUGGGACUUUCAGAAGAUAUGGACCUGCAGCCCUUCCUCUUUGGACUGUUCCUUUACAUGUACCUGCUCUGUGUUAUAGGCAACCUACUUAUUAUUCUUGCUGUCCGCUCAGACUCCAAUCUCCACACCCCCAUGUACUUCUUCCUCUCUAACUUGUCAUUGACUGACAUCUGUUUCACCUCCACCACGAUCCCUAAGAUGCUAGUGAACAUCCAGACACAAAGCAGCAGCAUCACCUAUGAAGACUGCCUUAUCCAAAUGUAUUUUUUCAUGGUUUUUGCUGGACUGGAAAAUAUGCUACUGACAGUGAUGGCCUAUGACAGAUAUGUGGUUAUCUGCCACCCUCUUCGCUAUAUGAUCAUCAUGAAUCCUCGCCUCUGUUGUCUCCUGCUUCUGAUUUCUUGGUUUAUCUGCCUGAUAUACUCUUUGCUGCAAAUUUUAUUAGUUUUAAGGGUCUCCUUCUGCAGAGAGACAGAAAUCCCCCACUUCUUUUGUGAGCUUGCUCAAAUCCUCAAGCUUGCCUGCUCUGACACCUUUUUAAAUGACAUUCUGCUAUACUUUGUAACUUGCCUGCUGGGUGUUAUUCCCCUGACUGGGAUCCUUUUUUCUUAUUCUAGAAUUAUUUCCUCCAUAAUGGGAAUUUCAUCCACCAGAGGGAAGUAUAAAGCAUUUUCCACCUGUGGAUCUCACCUCUCUGUUGUCUCCUUGUUCUAUGGUGUGGGGCUUGUGGUCUACUUCACUUCUAGAACAGCUCAUCCCUCCAGAAAAGGCUCAGUUGCCUCAGUGAUGUACACUGUGGUCACCCCUAUGCUGAACCCCUUCAUAUACAGCCUGAGGAACCAGGACAUAAAGGGGGCUCUAAGGAAACUUGUCAGUAGAGGAGUUUGCUAUCAAUGA
Echinops telfairi (small Madagascar hedgehog) is the source of this 945-nucleotide messenger RNA. RefSeq names its product olfactory receptor 7D4-like. Gene Ontology annotation, molecular function: G protein-coupled receptor activity; olfactory receptor activity. Gene Ontology annotation, cellular component: membrane. The transcript has a single exon. The record is from RefSeq and is a predicted model, not a curated record. NCBI's taxonomy places the organism in Eukaryota, Metazoa, Chordata, Mammalia, Afrosoricida, Tenrecidae. The coding region runs from base 7 to 945 and encodes 312 amino acids. Gene Ontology annotation, biological process: G protein-coupled receptor signaling pathway.